AUGGUUGAUUUACCACCACCUGCACGAAGACUUGUGCUUUUUGUUGGUGAUGGUUUAAGAGCGGAUAAAUUAUAUCAAUUGUAUCAAAACGAAACCAACAGUGGUCUAUUUACAAGGGCCCCUUUUUUAAGGGAUAUAGUACUUAAUCAUGGAAGAUGGGGAGUUUCUCACACGAGAGUUCCUACAGAAUCAAGGCCGGGCCACGUUGCAAUAAUUGCGGGAUUUUAUGAGGAUGUUAGUGCUGUUACGAAAGGUUGGAAAAUGAAUCCUGUAGAGUUUGAUUCUGUGUUUAAUCAAAGCAGGCAUACAUGGUCAUUUGGUUCACCGGACAUAUUACCUAUGUUUGCUGAGGGUGCUUCGGAUCCAGAAAGGGUUGACACUUUUAUGUAUGGACACGAAAAUGAAAACUUUGCUGAAGAUGCCGCUGAAUUAGACACGUGGACAUUCAACCAAUUUGCCCAACUUUUUUCAAACUCGUCAUCUGAUCCUAAACUUUAUCAACAACUUCAUGAUGAUAAAAUAGUUAUGUUUUUACAUUUGCUUGGUUUGGAUACAAAUGGUCAUGCUCAUGGUCCUCAUUCAGAAGAGUAUUUGAAUAAUAUUAAAGUAGUUGAUGAUGGAAUUUACGAAACAAUACAAUUACUCGAUAAAUUUUACGGAAACGAUAAGAAGACGGCUUAUAUUUUUACUUCUGAUCAUGGAAUGAGCAAUAGGGGCAAUCAUGGUGAUGGACAUCCGGAUAACACACGUACUCCAAUAAUUGCAUGGGGAGCAGGGAUAAAUAAACCUAACAAGGAAAAUCCAAGCGGGCAUGAUGAAUUUUCGAUGGAUUGGCAAUUAAAUAGUGUUCAACGUAAUGAUAUACUUCAAGCUGAUAUUGCUCCCUUAAUGGCUUCUUUGAUAGGGAUUAAUUAUCCUGUAAAUUCAGUUGGUGAAUUGCCUUUGAAAUAUCUUGAUAACACACCAUUGUUCAAAGCCCAAAGCAUCUUUGUAAAUGCCAAAGAAAUUUUGGAACAAUACAAAGUUAAAUACGAAUCAAAAAAGCAAACAAAAUUAAUGUUCAAACCAUUUGCUCCUCUGAGCAAUUCUACACAUUCCCCCAAUAAGUUCAUAAAAGAUAUUCAGCACCUAAUCGAUACCGAAAAUUAUAUAGAAGCCGAGAAUUUGUGUAAGAUAUUAAUUAGCCUCUGUUUGGAAGGACUGAGAUAUUUCCAAACAUAUGACUGGUUCAUGCUAAGGUCUAUAGUUACGGCUGGAUAUGUUGGAUGGAUUGUAUAUAGCUUGAAAUUUACUCUCAAAGAGUAUGCGUUUAAUGAUGACGCGCGAUUAAUUGUAGCAGACGACGAUCCAUAUGAAUUACUAAUCAAUAUCAUUUCCAUAAUUUCCCUAAUAUUGUUAACAUGCGUUCUUUAUGUUGAAGAAUCGCCUCUAACAUACUACACUUAUGUAGUAUUUCCCGUAUAUUUUUGGAGAGACGUCAUAAAAGAGCGAAAUGUAAUUUUAGACUUCUGUAGAUCUGCAUUGGGCAAUCAAAGCAUCUUCACAUUAAUAAUGCAUAUUAUUGGAUACAUUACAGCAUUAGAAAUUUUGGUUUAUAGUUAUUUUGAACGUAGUACAUUGAGUAUUUGUUUUUUAUUAGCCGCGUUAUGGCCGUGGUUGAUUUCAUCAAAGAUACGGAUCGAGAAUUCAAUAUUGUUCGUCGCAUGGACAAUUUCAUGCUUAUUUACUAGUAUUUUUACGUUACUUCCAGUAGAACAAGGAGAGGACAUUCCUUUAGUGUAUGCAUGUUACUAUCGAUGUAUUGCUUUAUGGAAAAGCUCUAAAUUUACGAUCGAAUCACAUUUCAAUGUAAAAAGUAUGAUCGGAUUUCAG
This is a messenger RNA of Racocetra persica, 1872 nucleotides long. Lineage: Eukaryota; Fungi; Glomeromycota; Glomeromycetes; Diversisporales; Gigasporaceae. The record is from the annotation of a GenBank genome assembly.